AUGGGUGGAAGUUCCCUCCAACUUCUUCUCACUUUUUUUCUCAUUUUGUUGUGCAUGAAACCAGCCCUUGGAAAUUAUUGGGGUGUGGGAGAUGCUAACCUCGGCUGCAAAGAGCAUGAGAGACGAGCACUUAUCAAGAUUAAAGAAGACCUUAUUGAUGAUUAUGACCAUCUUUCUUCCUGGAGUACUAAAGAGGGGAAAGAAGAUUGUUGCAAAUGGAGAGGGGUUCACUGUAACAACCAAACAGGCCACGUAUCCCAUCUCAAUCUCAGUAUCUCAGAUGUGGAACCUUUAAGAGGUAAACUAAGUCCUUUGUUGAGUGAGUUGCAAUAUUUGACUUUUUUGGAUGUGAGUUACAAUGAUUUUAAUCAUACCCAAAUCCCAAAAUCCAUUGCUUCUCUCUCAAACUUAAGACACCUUGACUUUUAUCAUGCUAAUUUCGGAAGAAAUAUUCCUUUUCAGCUUGGGAACCUUUCUAGCUUGCAACAUCUUGAUCUUGGCCGGAAUAAUUUUAAUGAGCCUGAAAACUUAGAGUGGCUCCGUCCACUUUCUUCUUUAAGUUUCCUUUGCAUGAGUUCCGUUAACUUGAGCAAAGUUAAUAAUUGGCUCCACGUAGUGAAUCAACUACCUUAUUUGACAGUCCUACUCUUGCAUGCCUGUAGUCUUCCGAAUAUUUUUCCUAUUCCCCAUGUUAAUUCUUCUACUUCUCUUGAUGUCCUCAAUCUCUCUUAUAACAAUCUCACUUUGUCUUCUUCAGCACUAGAGUGGUUGUUCAACUCCAAUAUCACUGUUGUCAAACUUUAUCUCUUUGAUAACCAAUUUCAAGGUUUAAUUCCUGAUGCUUUCAGCAAAAUACACUCUCUUGAACUUGUCGAUCUCGAUGGUAAUGAGUUUGAAGGAGGGAUACCAAAAAGCUUCAGUGGAAUGUGUAAUUUGAAAACAUUAUCUCUAUCUAGUAACAAUCUUAGUGAACAACUUCUAGGAAUUUUUCAUAACUUAACUGGGUGUGCAAACCACUCAAUAGAGGAAUUGUAUUUAGAUAACAAUCACAUCAUGGGAUCAUUUCCUGAUCUCACAACAUUUUCAUCAUUGAGAGUAUUAUUGCUUUCUCACAAUCGAUUAAGUGGGACAAUACCUGAAAGUUUGGGAAAACAAUCCAAUCUAGAGAUUUUAUAUAUUGGUGAUAAUCUAUUUAAAGGUGUUAUUUCUGAAGCACACUUCUCAAAGCUCACAAAAUUGAAGCUGUUUCAAAUAUAUAAUAACACACUGGUUGUCAACUUCAGCUCUAAUUGGGCUCCACCUUUUCAAUUAGAGCAGCUAUAUUUGGUGUCUUGUCAACUAGCCUCUGGAUUACCAAAAUGGCUUCAAACUCAAAAAAGUUACUAUUGGCUUGAUCUUUCUAAUUCUACGAUUUCAGACACUCUUUCCAAUUCAUAUUGGAUCUUCCCAACUCACCUGCACUAUAUAAAUCUGUCUCACAACCAAAUCAAUGGCCACAUUCCCAAUUUGGCAUUGGAGUCAUCCUUUCCCUUCGCCAUUGACUUGAAUUCAAAUAAAUUGGAAGGUGAAAUACCACCAUUUGUAUUUAAAGGGUCACAUUUGGAUCUUUCCAAUAAUAUGUUUUCAAAGCUAGCCUUGUCCUUAUGUGAAGCCAAUAAUAAUAGUUUGAAAUUUCUAGAUCUCUCCAAUAAUCACUUAUCAGGAGAGAUUCCUAACUGCUGGAUGCAUUUUGAAGGACUUAAAAUUCUUAAGUUGGCAAACAAUCAUUUUCAUGGAAAAAUCCCAAGUUCAGUGGGCUCCUUAAUUAAGAUUGAAACACUGGAUUUAGGCAACAAUAAUUUUAGUGGGGAACUACCUUCAACCUUGAAAAAGUGUACAAAGUUGAUAUUUCUUGAUCUUCGAAACAAUAGCUUGUCAGGACCGAUACCGAUGUGGUUAGGGAGAAGCCAUCCAAAUUUAGUUGUGCUUUUCCUUAGGUCCAAUCAAUUCUACGGAAGAAUGCCUUCACAUCUAUGUCAUCUAACACAUCUUCAAAUUUUGGACCUUGCUUUGAACAGAAUCACAGAAAGUAUACCAAGAUGCCUCAACAACCUUACUUCCCUGACCGAUACAAAGAGUCCCAAUGUAGCCAUUAACCAUUCAUAUGAAUUACUAUCUUCAAGAUAUGUUGAUCAAACAAUUUGGAUGUGGAAAGGAAGAGAAUACUUUUAUAGAAAUAUUCUUGCACUUGUUAAGGGCAUAGAUCUCUCAAGCAACAAAUUAAGUGAGGUAAUUCCAGAAGAAAUUGUGAUGCUUGAUGGAUUGAUUUCUUUGAAUCUCUCAAGGAACUUGUUGACUGGAAAAAUCACUUCAGAUAUUAAGCUGUUACGUUCAUUAGAAGUCUUGGAUUUGUCUGAUAACAAACUUUGUGGUGAAAUUCCUUCAACCCUUUCUCUUAUUGAUGGUUUGAAUUCCUUGAACUUGAGAAACAACAAUUUGUCAGGAAGAAUCCCAACAGGCCCUCAACUCAGUACCUUUAAUGCCUCUUCAUAUGAGGGGAACCCAAAUCUUUGUGGAUUCCCACUUCCAAAGAAUUGUUUGGGUGAAGAAACACCUCAAAAUCCAACCGUAAAUCCAACCGUGAAUGGAAGCAGUGGAGAUGCUAGCAUGCAAGACGAGAAAGAUGGGUUUAUAACCCGAGGAUUUUAUGUUAGUGCAGCCAUUGGAUUUGUCGUCGGUUUUUGGGGAGUUUUUGGCACAUUACUACUAAACAGGUCAUGGCGAUUAUCCUAUUUCAAGUUCUUGAAUAAUAUCAGAGAUCGACUAUACGUGAUUGGAGGAGUGACUAUGGCCAGAUUGCAAAGGCAACUUCAAAGCUAA
Messenger RNA from Quercus lobata, 2859 nucleotides. RefSeq names its product receptor-like protein EIX1. The record is from RefSeq and is a predicted model, not a curated record. The transcript has a single exon. Gene Ontology annotation, molecular function: protein binding. The coding region runs from base 1 to 2859 and encodes 952 amino acids. Lineage: Eukaryota; Viridiplantae; Streptophyta; Magnoliopsida; Fagales; Fagaceae.